Rhizoctonia solani is the source of this 1605-nucleotide messenger RNA. RefSeq lists its product as uncharacterized. The record is from RefSeq and is a predicted model, not a curated record. The transcript is spliced from 5 exons. Bases 1 to 1605 code for a protein of 534 amino acids. NCBI's taxonomy places the organism in Eukaryota, Fungi, Basidiomycota, Agaricomycetes, Cantharellales, Ceratobasidiaceae.
AUGGCGAAGUCACAUCAAACAACGACCAUUCAUCUUGACUCCACCAUUGAAGGACCUUCACAAGCGUCUACAGGCCCCAUUACCGUGCCGGAUCACAUAGACAUGAAGGAUCCACAUGUCUGUAUCGAAUUUGGUGAUUCGGAUGAGAGAACUCGAUUGUUAGGCGAAGGCUCGUCCUCUGGUACUCAGCCUUUGGAGAUAACUAUGGUACCUGGGUACGAGGAAACAGACAGAGACUCGCCACCAGAGUUUCAGUCAUACUAUGCCGACUACAAGACUACUUCCAGCGGUAAUAUUUACUCUCACGACAAGCACUUGAACGAAGAUGGCGAAGCACUCUACCAGUUCAUACUUUCACGAGCCAAAGCCCCUCCCAAAUUUAUUCUCAAGUGCCGUGGCACUCAUCCGGAGGAGCGUACACGUUAUGUGACCCGAACCAAGAACAUCGACGGUAGGACUGUUACACAAACAGAGCGCCAAACCUAUACCGAAACCAUCGUCGAUUUCGACUUUGCUAUCGACGUUUCUCAACACUUCCGACAGCAUCCUCCUGUGCUAUGGACUGUUCCCGACGACGAGCCGGCCUAUCGCGGUCGAAUGAAACGCGAAGUGCUGACAGACACUGUGGGCGGUGUUCGUCGUGUCUCAAGGAGGCUUCUCAAGGCCGGAAAGGCUUGGAGGGAGAACAGGGGAAAGUGGGGGCUUCCGCCUUGGUUGAGCAUGACAGACCAGUCGGAUAGUCCACGACGAAUCACUCCAUCUGACGAGGCUAUGCCAGAUCGCUCCGAACUUACCCUUCGUCAGUGGGCCGAUCGAUACUGCACAAGCAACAAGAGUAUGAAGUCGUUCAAGUUUCGCAAGGUUGUGUACGGGUGGAAUACCGAGAAGCUUGCACAAGUCGUACGAUCAAGUAUACGAGCAAUUACGUAUUGCAGAACUCCUACUAUCACGGUCAAGUUUAUCACAUCGGCGUCUGAGAUCGAUAUUCGACCCCCGUCCACGAUCUCCCGUGCCUUGUCGAAAACAUGGGCAGUCUUCCUCCUUUGGCUCACGCUGAUAUACCCCUUCAUCUGGGUAUACAAGCGACUUCGAGGAGGUCGCUGGGAGGUCGCUGGGUCUGCGUUCCCACUGCGUACGUGGAAACACUGCAGAGAUUCCAUUCGUGGAGAGUCCGCGGAAAUCUACAGACAACGGACAUCCAAGGAGGCUACAGAUGAUUCCACGAGCCUAACAAACGAAAGGAGUGCUAGCGAUGGGACUGACCACCGUAUACUGACUGAAACCUCGAAUGGGGUCAGCCAACUGAUCGGCCUCUCGGAGAGAGACUGGUUCCUUACAUGGGAGCCUACUAUCAAACAAUGUGUUUUUGACCGAACCCAAAGAGCGACACCGAUCGUUACGCCGUAUCACAUGCCUACACCCGCCUUUAUUGACCCUCGACUCUCAACAGUCGGCCAAUCUACUAGUUCUGGGACGCAGAGUGUCCAUGGACCCGCCAUGCCUAUUGAUCCUGGGAUUUUGGAUAGAUUUGAUCUCCACAUCAAAAUGUUGAAAGUUAGCAUUAAGAUUCUACGUUUUGGUCUGAGGGUCGCGAGGGGCACUUGA